AUGUCUGAAAGCGGCGGGGGACGUAUAGAGUCAAAACACUCGAAUGGGAGUUUUUUUGGAAAAGAGUCGCAAGGCGCGAUAGCCGAGAGCAGCGCCAACGGCUGGACGGCUGCCGCACAUGCAGCCGCGGAAGCACCUGAGGUGGAGUGGAAGGACAAGGAUAGUAAAACGUCGCGAUUGCCUGCUGGAGUUGCGAGAGGCGCGGGAGAAGCACGGUUGGAAGAUCUGGAUUCAGACGGUUCUAGAGCACGCCAUGCGGCGCAUGGGGAGGUGGGAAGCGGCGCAGAGUGGUUAGGAAAUGUGGAAGGAGUGGUUAGCGCGGCGGAGGUGAACGCGAUGGAUGGAGCAGGCUUCGAGGAUGCGAGUACCCUGACGCUAGAGGCCAAUGCGUGGGAGGGGGGUGCUCUGGGCGGAACGGAAGAGAAGCAGCCAUGGGCUGCAGAGGGCGAGUUCGAUGAUAGCAUGGAAUUGGAAUUGCCUGGGGAUGGGGAUGGGGAAGGGGACGGAGAGGCAGAAGGCAGUCAUAUGGACGCAGCAGGAGCGGGGGGAGAGUUUGGCGGCGGGGAGGAGGGGGCUCGCUGGGGAGCUGCGGGGUCGUUUGCGGGGAUAGCAGCGCGGGUGAUGGAGGUGGAGUGGGAGGACGUGGCGCGCAAAGCAGUGCGGCGCGCCGUGCUGCUGUUCGUCAUUGCGCGCCACUUCGUCGCCUUCAUGCUCGCGUCCGUCGCCGCGCUGCCCGGGCAACUGCGACGAGCCUGGUGGCCGCAUGACGCGCCUGCGGGGGCGCCGGCAGGGGGGGCGAGCGGAGCAAGAGGCAGUGGAGCUCUGGGUGGUAGUGGUGGUGGUGAUUCUAUGGCGGCAGCGGCAGCAACCGCGGCAGCAGCAGAGCUGGCGAGGGAGGCUCCCUCGCAUUCAGAAAAUGUACUAACCGGUGUGGGUGGAGGUGAGAGGAGUGGCCAGGAGACGCUGAAUGGUACGGCAAGGGGAAGAGCAGUAGGAGCAGCAGCAAAAGCUGCUGCUGCUGCAGCAGGAAGAGGAGCAGGAGGAGGUGGUGGUGAGAGUGAGGCGGAUAAGGUGUUUGCAGCAGCAGAGGCGGAGGGGAAGAGUCCGCAGCAGCUGUUUUCAAACGAAGCAAGGGUGGGGAAAGUCAUGCCUGGUGGUGGUGAGAGGAGCACAAGCGCUGGCGGAGAGGCUGAAGACUCAUCGAAAGAGGGGGGAAAGGGGUCAGCAGGGAUGGGAGCUGACGCUGACGCCCCAGCAGGUGCAUCAGCAGACGGCGCAGCAGAUGCAGCCGAAGCAGCAGCAGCCGCAGCCGCAGCAGCAGGAGAGAGGAGGCGCGCGCGGGGCAAGGGGAGGCCAAAGCGAGCAGGAGCAGGAGCAGGCGCGGGAGCAGCAGGGCGUGUGGAGGAGGACGAUCCGUGGGACGUGGUGAAGCGGUUUUGGAGCCAGCCGGCGGUGGUGAAGCUGCGCAUGUCCAUCACCAUGGCCAACCUCACCAUGGGCCUCCCCACCUUCCUCGCUCACGUACUGCCCUCGCUGCGCCAUGUGCGGUGGCACAUGGUGCCGUUGCUGCACGACCUGUCGCUGCCCAUGCUAGCGCCCAUUCUCUUUGGCUCGGGCAUUGUCUUCAAGUCCGUGGUCAACAACCUCGGCAUCGUGCUGCCCCGCCUCGGCAUAGCGGUGGUGCUGCUGUGGGUGCUGUGGGGGUGCAACUGUGUGUUACAGCGCGCCAUCACCAAGACAGCGGAGCGGCGCCUAGUGGACCGCAAUGUCAAGGACGUGCUAGUGCUCGCCGUCGAGAUCACAAUGACAGCAGCAGCAGUGGUGACAGUCCUAUCCAGUGUGGGCAUCCGCAUAUCAGCUCUGGUUCUGCCUCUCUUCAUCGUCACAGCGCUGGCAGGAAAGGACUUGUGGCACAACUACUUCGGUGGCUUCUUUCUUUUUGCUGCCCGGCCAUUCCGGGCAGGCGACACAUUAGCGCUGCACUGCUCGCUCUCCCCCUCUGCGCCUUCCACGCCAGCAGCACACGUGCCAGUGGGCACAGGGUGGUUCGAGGGUGUGUGUGAGUCAGUGGACCUGCGCUUCACUGUCGUCCGCUCCGGCACGCUCCGUCUCUUUGUGCCCAACGCCCGUUUCGCCCCUUCUUUCUCCCGUCGCAAGGCCACCCCCAGUGCGGAAAGUAUCACGGUUUCUACUUCAGAUGCAGGCGGUGCUGUUGCCGCCCCGUUCCCUCAGAUGCACCCGGCAGAAGCAGCAGCAGCAGCAGCACCACAGGCGUGCGUGGUGACUGGAGCAGUGGAGAUGCAGGGGGUGAUGGUGGCAACGGCAGCAGCAGCAGUGUGGGUGGUGGUAAUGGCGCUGUGA
Molecule: messenger RNA, 2361 nt
Organism: Closterium sp. Naga37s-1
Lineage: Eukaryota; Viridiplantae; Streptophyta; Zygnematophyceae; Desmidiales; Closteriaceae
Source: the annotation of a GenBank genome assembly